UGAGAAGACCGGGGUGGAGAGAAGAAGAAAGUGAGAAGGGAGAGGAGAGGAGAAGAGGACUUUGCAUCCACAUCGCUGAGUCACCCUGAGAGGAGCAGAGAAAGCGGCAAGCGACAGAUGACAUAAGACGAGGCAAUCUCACAUUUCUGACACGCUCACACAGACGCACGCACACUCUCUCAUUCUACACCAAUACACAUGCUCAUGCAGUGCAUUCAAAGGGACCAGCAAACACUCAUAAACUCACUCUGUCUCUCUCCCUCCCUACCGCACACUCGCUCUUCCCCUCUCUCUCUCUCUCUCUCUCUCUCUCUCUCUCUCUCUCUCUCUCUCUCUCACACACUCCUUUUUUCUCUCUCUCUCUCUCUCUCCCCCCCCCUCUCCCUCUCUUUAACACACACACAGACACACACAGAGCUUCUCUCUUCUCUGAGAAGAGAGCUUGCCAGAACCAGAUCCAGAUGAAAACAAGCGCUUUCAGGAGGACGCCAAGCAGCCAGGGUACACACACUCACAAACAGAAAAACGCACUCGCACUCUGGACUCAAACCCACACCUACUUACGGCUUACAGACAGGCACACGCAUACUCAUAUUUUGUCAAAGCAAGAACAGGAGAGGGGCGGCCAGCUGGAAUACACGGCACAUUUCGUAAAGGGCUGAUCUCCUUUUUUUUCUACACUGCCAAGAACCUUUGGAUAGACCUCCAGACGGAUCACUCCCUGUGACACACGCGCCCCGUGUGACAGACACAGGCUCCGGGCUGGAAUAUCUGAGGGAGCGGAGCCUGAACCGAGACCAGAGUCUUUGUGCUACUUUCUGACUCAAUAUCUCCAUCCUGCCAGUCAAGAACAAGAGAACGGUGAGAGGAUCUGAUUGGUGGAGACGGCGGGAGGCGAAGCGAGAAGAGAGAAACCUCGAAGCGGAUAAAAAAAGGAGUGAGAACUGACAGCUGAGCUGACACAUCUAACCUGCCACCCCUGACCUCUGGCUCUGAGACCCAACCGAGGCUGCCUGGGAUGCCAUGCACAACACACAGCGCUGUAUAGUCUCUCUCUCUCUCUUAAUCUCUCUCUCUCUCAUACACUCCUCUUCUAGUGCUAUGAUGAGGAGAGACCGUCUGCUCCUGGCUGCGACCCUCAGCACCAUAUUCAUUGCUGACCUCUACUUCAUCCUCCUCCCCAAGCUUCGACACAGACAACCCCACCCGGGGGACCCCAGCUGCUUCUGCAGCCCAGGAAACGUCUCCCUCCCUGGGCACGCCGGCAUCAUUGCUCCCUGGCUUUCCAACUGGACUUCCACAUCGCCCCUGGACGAGGAGCCCAGUGAGAGAAGCUCUAAGUUGGGUAGGCUGUUUGCUCACCCCCUGUAUGAGCCCCAGGGCCCGGGGGUGCUGGGGCCAGAGGAGUGGCUGCUUCAGCAGGAGGAGCUGCUGGAGUACUACAGGAGGAAGGUGUCACGCUGGGAACGUCACAUGCAGUUCUACAGAGAGGUGGCAGCAGCCGCCAACUUCACCAUUCUCGAACAAAAGGUGACCUUUGACCCCAAGGCCAGCUGGUUGAAGUUCCACCUGGGCAUCAGUCGCCAUGCCCUGUACCGCCGGCACGACCCCUGGCACAACCCCAGCCGCGACCCCGCGGAUCCUAGCCAUGACCCCACUGUUCCCCGUCUGCUACAGGACAUGCAAGCCCACACCAUCAUCAACGCAGACUACACUCAAGACGAAAAGGCCCUCAAAGGAGCGUGUGACUGUUCCCAAGUGGUCAAGCCAAGUGGUCACCACCUCAAGCUGACCCUGAAGAUGCAGAACUUUGGCAAAGCCAUGUACAAACCCAUGAGGCAGCAGAGGAACCAGGAGACUCCUGAGGAUGUCUUCUACUUUGUCGAUCUCCAGAGACACAACGCAGAGAUUGCAGCCUUCCACCUUGACAGAAUCCUUGACUUCCGGCGUGUUCCGCCGGUGGUGGGCCGGCUGGUGAACUUGACGGGGGAGGUUCUGCUCACCACACACAACGAGGACCUGCGCAACGUGUUCUUCACAUCGCCAGCGAACAACACUUGUUUCUUCGCCAAGUGUCUGUACAUGUGUAAGACAGAGUAUGCUGUGUGUGGGGGUCCGGACCUGCUGGAGGGCUCCAUGUCUGCCUACCUCCCCAGUCUUAGUCUGGCCCCCCGGGUCUCCAUCUCUAACCCCUGGUCACGCUCCUACACCUACACUGGCCAUCAGGAGUGGGAGGUAAACACGUUGUACUGUGAUUCAAUCAAGAAGAUUCCUCCCUACAACUCAGGCAGCAGACUCCUCAACAUCAUAGACAUGGCCAUCUUUGACUUCCUCACAGGUAACAUGGACAGGCAUCACUACGAGAUCUUCACUGGGUUUGGAGACGGAUUUCUUCUCCACCUGGACAACGCCAGGGGGUUUGGGAAGCACUCCCAUGAUGAGAUGACCAUCCUGGCCCCACUGUCUCAGUGCUGCAUUAUAAAGCGUUCCACGGCGCUGCGGCUCCAGCUGCUCUCCCGGGAGCGCUACAGGCUGAGUGACGUCAUGAGAGAGUCCCUGCAGGGAGACCCCGUCAGCCCAGUCCUGACGGAGCCACACCUCCUGGCGUUGGACCGCCGGCUGCAGCACGUCCUCACGGCCGUCCACAGAUGUGUCCGCAGGCUGGGGGAGGGGCCGGUGGUCGUCGAUGACCUCACCGCUGGCUCUUCCUCCACAAACACUUGGGCGAUGGCGCACAGACAGCCAGCCAGACAUGCCACCAAGGGCAGCUAACCUAAGACGCCAGGGAGUUCCAACUACCUGAGAUCCACCACCCGGUGGGGAGACUGAUGUUCCUGAUGAUGGACACAUUGAAGGGUGUGGAGGACACGGAGGAUUCCACCUUGUGAAGACGGUUUACCACAGCGGCAUGUCAAAGAUGGCGGGUGGACAGUGAAGAAAUGAAAAGGAAGAAAAGCAGGAGGCAGACUAAAGAGAAUGAGAUGCUGUGUUGGACCAUCUUCAGAAGCUUUGAAGGGGGACUGUCCUAAAGAACCUCUGAAAUAUGUUUGACAUAAAUGAUGUUUUACACAUUCUAUAAAGGUGUGGUUUGUGUGAUCAUGAAUGAAUAGUCAAGAGCCAGCUUUACUCUACUGACUAUGAACAUGAAAAGUGCCUGGGGUGUGCCCGUCGCCUACACCGUAUGAGAGGACGAGGCCUUACCGCCUGUUUCUCCCAUUAAUCAGCCGCGCACUGAGCCUCUGUUUCUGCCUGGCAGCAGGCAGGCGUCUUUAGGCCUAAGCCUUCAAAGCUGGGUUUCAUAACACAAUUCUCUCAGACGUCACGUAACUACUGCACACUCUGGGUGCAGAAUAUCAUGCACACAUUACCCCAAGGCUUUGUUUGAACUUGUCUGAAACCAUGGUUUUGUCUUCAAACAAUGUUCUUUUGUAUUUCAGAGCA
This is a messenger RNA of Osmerus eperlanus (European smelt), 3441 nucleotides long. RefSeq names its product FAM20A golgi associated secretory pathway pseudokinase (gene fam20a). Gene Ontology annotation, cellular component: Golgi apparatus. Gene Ontology annotation, molecular function: protein serine/threonine kinase activator activity. The coding region runs from base 1024 to 2772 and encodes 582 amino acids. Gene Ontology annotation, biological process: enamel mineralization. The record is from RefSeq and is a predicted model, not a curated record. NCBI's taxonomy places the organism in Eukaryota, Metazoa, Chordata, Actinopteri, Osmeriformes, Osmeridae. The transcript is spliced from 11 exons.